CUGGAAAACACCCAGAACAAUGACUGAAACAUAGGAACACUAUGUGCUUGCCAUUAUUACUAUUUCUAUUCUUAUUUUAGCUGCUCUCUCACCUCUCUGUGCCCAAGCCGUCCCUCCCAGCCUGCAGUGCCGCACCCAAACUGGCAGGUUUUGACUGGGGAGGCACUUUUAGCAGGUGCACAGCGCCACACCCAUGGCUUCGUCAGCCCUCACUGGACUGGAGCAACCAAAGCCAAGCACAGUGGAAUCCCAAGAGGUCCUGAGAAUCUUCAGGGGGCCUGAGGUAGCCCCUCCUUAGCAGGCAGCUCCAGCCCAUGUUUCUGCUACUGUGACAUCACAGGAGCCCAUGGUGACAUCACACACCCUACUCCUUCAUCCUGUGGCUGAACAGGGGUUGGGAAAGCCAAGUGGGGGGCUGAAUUGAGAUUAAUUUGGUGCUCAAGUUCUGCUCACUUGCCCCUACCAAGGCCCUCCCGGGGACCAAAAUUUGGCAGUCAGCUUGGGUCAUACCCCGUUGUCCAUGUUCCAGGAUCUAGCAGAGGCUACCACUACAGCCCCUGUAACCUCACAGGGGCCUUUGGGGAUGUUUCUUCAGAGGGCUGGGCAGGCAGGGAUGUUAUUUCUGGGGCCCAGGAGGGUGUGACCUGUUACUGAAACCAGGGACGAAGAUGGAGUUGGCCACUAGUGCACCUACCCUCCCACCUCUCUCCCAUCCCCAUGCCCACUCCCCGACUGGGCCCUGCUUAGUCCCUCCCUAAAUGGGGAAGGAGGGGCCACCAGAGGCAGGGAAGGGAGGGACCCAUAGGGAUUAUAAAUUCCAAAAAGGCCGCUCAUCUCCCAGAGCCGGAUCCCUGAAAUUCUACUCUGUCUGCUGUUGCCAUUGCCACCAUUCUCAGGACCCUCACCAUGAAAGGCCUUCUGCUGCUCACCCUGUCUGCUCUGUUCUGCUGGGUCUCAGCUGACAUUCGCUGUCACUCCUGCUACAAGGUCCCCGUGCUGGGCUGUGUGGACCGGCAGUCUUGCCUACUGGAAAAAGGACACCAGUGCAUAACCACGAAUGUGUACCUUGGGAAGAUGUGGGUUUUCUCCAACCUCCGCUGUGGCACACCAGAAGAGCCCUGUCGGGAAGCCUUCAACCAGACCAGCCACAAGCUGGGCCUGACCUAUAACACCACCUGCUGCAACAAGGACAGCUGCAACAGCCCAGCUCCUCGGCCCACUCCGGCCCUGGCCCUGGUCCUCUUCACCUCCUUGGCUGGCCUUGGCCUCUGGCUGUUGCACUGAGACUCAUUCCAUGGCUGCCCCUCCUCCCACUUCCCUUAGCCUGAGCUUCUCUCCUUGUAUCUUGUAUCCUCUGCGUCCCUUGGCUCAGAAAAGCAUUUCUCCAGACCCUUCCCAUGUCUUUAGUUAGACAGUGGUCUCCGAUCCAUCCUUCCCCUGCCCACCCUCCACUCUCCUUUUCCAGAGUCUCUUCCCAAUUCUGUCCACACCCCGCCAGAUCCUCCACUGCCUCCUAGAAGGGCUCCCCACUUUGCCUCCUGCACGCCCCCGUGCCCUUCUUGGGGAGGGAUGGGGACCUGGGCCUGAAAGGGGGUUUCUGUCCUGUCCCCAGUGUAGGCUUCCUGGAAGGACCCCAUGGCCUCACCGUAUAAGCUGAGUCUCCCAAACCCUGGCUCCCAUAUCUACCUCAGCCACACGCUCACCCCUUUCAUUUUGAGUAAUAAAUAUCUGUACCUGA
Molecule: messenger RNA, 1738 nt
Organism: Sus scrofa (pig)
Lineage: Eukaryota; Metazoa; Chordata; Mammalia; Artiodactyla; Suidae
Gene: LY6G6C
Product: lymphocyte antigen 6 family member G6C
Cellular component (GO): protein-containing complex; external side of plasma membrane
Source: RefSeq, a predicted model, not a curated record